AUGAAAAGUCGGCGGACGACUCAAAUAUACGCCGUUAAACCUUUCAGUGUGGUCAAUAUGAAGAUGUUCUCAGUGGCUCACAAGACUGUCUUUGUAGUGGAUCACUGUCCCUACAUGUCAGAGUCGAGUCGACAGCAGGUAGAGUGUGACGUUUUGACCAAAAGGACACAAGGGGUGAUUCCUUUGGCCCCGGUUUCCAAGUCUCUGUGGACCUGUGCAGUGGAGUGUUCAAUGGAAUACUGCAGAAUCCUCUAUGAUGUCUACCCAUUGGAUAAACUGAUUAACUAUGUUGUGAGCGACUCAGAGUUUCACAGUCUUAAUAGUUGGAGAAGGGAAGACCAGAACACACAUGAGCUCAUGUCUGCACUGGCAGCAGUGGGCCCUCCAAACCCACGUGAGGAUCCAGAGUGCUGCAGCAUCCUUCAUGGACUAGUGGCUGCUGUUGAGUCCUUGUGCAAAAUUACAGAGUUGCAACAUGAAAAGCGAAUUGACUUGAUGGACACUGCUGAGAGAGUUGCCAAUAGAGGACGCAUUAUCUGCCUCACUAAUGCUAAAAGUGACACUCAUGUACGCAUGUUGGAAGAUUGUAUUCAAGAAACAAUUGUGGAACAGAACAAGCUUGCAGCUGGCUCUGACAGGCUGAUGGCCAUUCAACAGUGUGAACUAGUUUUGGUUCACAUUUUCCCGCAGGGGGAAGACACUUUGGUGUCUGACCGACCCAAGAAAGAGAUUUCCUCUCUGCUCACCAGUGAAGUCCACAGUGUUCGUGCUGGACGGCACUUGGCAACAAAACUAAAUAUUCUUGUCCAGCAGCAUUUUGACCUGGCUUCCACUACUAUUACAAACAUCCCCAUGAAGCCCACAUUAAAUGUUUGUGAACAGGAAGAGCAACAUGCCAACACCUCGGCCAACUACGAUGUUGAGCUCCUGCACCACAGAGAUGCUCACCUGGAAUUCUUUAAAAGCGGUGACCUACACAUGGCUGGGACAAGUACAAGAGAGAAUGGACUGAAAGAGACAAUAACAUUAAAAUGGUGUACCCCUAGAACCAACAGUAUAGAACUCCAUUAUUGCACCGGGGCCUAUCGCAUCUCCCCCACAGACGUCAACAGUCGCCCGUCAUCUUGUUUGACAAAUUUUCUUCUAAAUGGUCGUUCCGUUCUCCUGGAGCAGCCGAGGAAGUCCGGCUCCAAAGUAAUCAGCCACAUGCUCAGCAGUCACGGAGGAGAGAUUUUUCUCCACGUGUUGAACAGUAAUCGUUCCACACUGGAAGACCCUCCCUCCAUCAGUGAGGGCUGUGGGGGACGCGUGACUGACUACAGAAUCACCGAUUUUGGGGAAUUUAUGAGAGAAAAUCGCUUGACCCCAGUGUCGGAGUCUUCCCAAGAUCCCUCCGGAAAGCUCCCUGUUGAAAGGGCAAGAUCUCAGCUGGAGCGACACACGCGAUACUGGCCAAUGAUAAUCUCUCAGACCACCAUCUUUAACAUGCAAGCGGUUGUCCCUCUUGCGAACCUGAUUGUGAAAGAGACACUUACAGAGGAGGAUGUUUUGACGUGCCAGAAAACAGUAUACAAUCUGGUGGAGAUGGAGAGAAAAAAUGACCCUCUUCCAAUUUCCACUGUGGGAUCCAGAGGCAAAGGCCCCAAAAGGGAUGAACAAUAUCGUAUAAUGUGGAACGAGUUGGAGACUUUAGUAAAAACCCACGCAGGAGCCACAGACAGACACCAGCGGGUUUUGGACUGCAUCAUUGCCUGUCGCAGCAAACCUCCAGAAGAAGAAGAGAGGAAAAAGAGGGGGAGAAAGAGGGAGGACCGGGAGGACAGGACAGAGAAGAACGGCACUAAGGACACAGAAGAGAAGAGCUGGCAGGACUCUGAAAGGUUGAAGGGAUUGUUGGAUAAAGAAGAUCAGGAAUCAGAGGUGAUCAAAGAUUCUCCGGAUUCUCCAGAACCACCCAACAAAAAACCACGUCUGUCCUCAGAAGAUGCCCCGCCCACUUCCAAAGGUCCAGUGUCACUCCUCAGUAUGUGGACCAAUCGUAUUACAACAGCCAAUUCCAGGAAGCACCAGGAAUUUUUUGGGAGGGCAGGUUCUGUUAACAAAAAGUUUGAACUUUACCAACAUCUUAAAGAUGAAAAUGGCAUGGACAUUCACGAAAAUGGCAAGGCCGCUAGAUGA
This is a messenger RNA of Knipowitschia caucasica, 2178 nucleotides long. The record is from the annotation of a GenBank genome assembly. NCBI's taxonomy places the organism in Eukaryota, Metazoa, Chordata, Actinopteri, Gobiiformes, Gobiidae.